Molecule: messenger RNA, 1989 nt
Organism: Vitis vinifera (wine grape)
Lineage: Eukaryota; Viridiplantae; Streptophyta; Magnoliopsida; Vitales; Vitaceae
Product: nuclear transcription factor Y subunit C-2
Exons: 2
Coding region: 882-1691 (269 amino acids)
Biological process (GO): regulation of DNA-templated transcription
Cellular component (GO): nucleus
Molecular function (GO): DNA binding; protein heterodimerization activity; DNA-binding transcription activator activity, RNA polymerase II-specific
Source: RefSeq, a predicted model, not a curated record
AAGUAUUUGGUAAGUGGUUGUCUUUUGAAGUUCUUUUUAGAUGUUUUGGUUGGUUGUUGUUGCUUUAUUUUUGUUUCUUGAGAAAAUAUAGGAAAAGGAAGGAACUUAAUUGGGAGUUUUGGGCAUUGGAACUUUCUUGCAACUGGGGUCUGAUGUAAUGUUUCAGUGGUCUCUCCUUUUCCCUUAAAUACGUUAGUUUUUUCUAUUAAAUUGUUGGGUAAUUGGUUUUUGCUGUUGAUAUUCUAUUAGAUGUUUUGGUUGGUUGGUUGUUGCUCUAUCUCUGUUUCUUGAGAAAAUCUGGGACAGGAAAGGACCUUAAUUGGGAGUUUAGAGAGUAGGAACUUUCAUGCAACUGGGGUUUGAUGAAAUGUUUCAGUGGUGUCUGCGCUUCUCUUAAAUGGGUUUGGCAAUUUUUUCUUUUUUUGAAUAUUUAAAUUGUUGGGCAGUUUGUUCAAUCUUUUGAUAAUUUUUAGAUGUUUUGGUUGGUUGGUUGUUUCUUGCUUUACGUUUGUUUGAAAAAAAAAUGGGAAGAAGGAAGGCACUUUAUUAGGAUUUUGGCGAGUAGGAAGUUUCAUGUAACUGGGGGUUUGAUGAAAUGUUUCAGUGAUAUCCGUUCUUCUCUUAAGUAUUUUUUUUUUCCUUUAUAAAUAAAUUUUUGGGUAAUUGAUUCUAUCUUUUCAUCUGUUUUUAGAUGUUGUGGCUGUUUAGUUAUUGCUUUAUGUUUUUUCCUUGAGAAAACAUGGAAAAAAAAAAAAAGAACUCGAGAAAAUUUAAUGCAACUGGGGUUGGGGUUGGAGUUUGAUGAAAUGUUUCAGUGGUAUCUCUGCAUUUUGAUGAGGGGGUAAUCGAAACAAGUGAAACAGAUACUCCUACAGUUAGCCAUGGAUCAGCCAGAACAGACACAGCCGCAGCAGCAGCAGCAGCAUCAAGUAGUGGGGGUUGUAGCUGGUGCUGGUCAAAUGGCCUAUGGUACUUCUCCCUACCAAACUGCUCCAAUGGUGGCUUCUGGUAGUCCUGCAGUGGCUGUUCCUUCUCCAACUCAGCCUCCCGGUACUUUCCCUGCUCCUCCACAUCAGCUUGCCUUUCAACAAGCCCAGCAGUUCCACCACCAACAGCAGCAUCAACAGCAGCAGCAGCUUCAAAUGUUCUGGUCGAAUCAAAUGCAGGAAAUUGAGCAAACAACUGAUUUCAAGAACCACAGCCUCCCUCUUGCUCGGAUCAAGAAAAUAAUGAAAGCUGAUGAAGAUGUGAGGAUGAUUUCAGCUGAGGCUCCAGUAGUAUUUGCAAAGGCUUGUGAGAUGUUUAUCCUGGAGCUGACUUUGCGCUCUUGGAUCCAUACAGAAGAGAACAAAAGAAGAACACUUCAGAAGAACGAUAUUGCUGCUGCCAUUUCAAGGACUGAUGUUUUUGACUUCUUGGUUGAUAUUAUUCCAAGAGAUGAGCUGAAAGAGGAGGGUCUUGGGGUCACUAAGGCUAGUAUUCCAGUGGUGGGUUCCCCAGCUGAUGCUAUUCCAUAUUACUACGUUCCUCCCCCACCAGUAGGACCUACAGGCAUGAUCAUGGGGAAGGCAGUUGUUGAUCAAUCAUCGAUAUAUGCUGCCCAACAGCCUCGACCUCCUGUGCCUUUCAUGCCAUGGCCACAGGCGCAGUCUCAGCCCCAGCAACCCCAACAGCAGCAAACAGAUACUUGAUGACUCGGGCCAAGGUGUGUGCCUUCUGGGGCCCUGUUAGAGACAAACCCUUAUCGUGUCUUUAGUCAUAGUGUAGUUGCUUUGUAGUAGUAGUGUUAGUAGACAAUUACAGAGCUGAAACUAGUAGAUGAUACCAAAUCAAAUGUGAGGCACUCAGCAUCCUGUAAUAGACUUUGUGUUGCUCUUAAUUUGAGGUGUCCUCAGGAGAAGUGUUGUUUUGUGGAAGAAGAGGAUGUUACCCCUUUGUCCUUGAAUCAAUCUGUAUGAGCAAAACAUCAAUUCUGGUUUGCAUGGAUUA